AUGCGACCUGGAGCGGUGACUCAAAGCCUGCUGGCCUUGGCAGCAUUAUGCAGUGCGCAAAACAUCACAUUUCCCUACCAGAAUGCCUCGCUGAGCAUCGAUGACCGCCUGGACGACCUGGUCUCUCGCAUGACACUGGCAGAGAAAGCAGGGCAGCUGUUCCACCCAUACAUCAACUAUGGCCCAAAUGGCACUCUUGAGCCACUGCCGCGAGAACAACAGUCGAUGGGCGGGAACGACACUCGCACGAAGGUUGGCGAGAUGUAUCUAUCACAUUUCAUUCUCGGCGACGACAUUUCCGAUGUGACAGUGGCGGUCAAUUGGCACAAUGCAAUUCAGGAGCUUGCACGCAACAGCACUCGGCUCGGAAUCCCCAUUACGGUGUCUAGUGAUCCUCGAAACCUCUACAGCGAGACCGUGGGCGGCGGAGUGGUGAACAAACUCUCGCAGUGGCCCAACAGUCUUGGGCUGGCCGCGUUGAGGAGCCCAGCACUUGCUCAAAAGUUCGCGGAGGUGGUGCGGGAAGAGUACAAGGCCCUUGGUUUCAGGACUACACUCUCUCCACAAAUUGACCUGGCUACGGAGUAUCGAUGGGCCCGUAUCCCAGGCACAUUUGGUGAAGAUGCCAAUCUGACGUCCGACUAUGUCGUGGCGACACUACGUGGCUUCCAUGGAGAGGAGUUCGGUGUAGAUUCAGUGAACACCAUGAGCAAGCACUUCCCCGGCGCAGGUCCAGCGGAGAACGGAGAGGACGGCCAUUUUGAGUAUGGAAAGAAUCAGACAUACCCAGGAAACAACUUCGACGCACAUCUGGUUCCGUUCAAGGCUGCUAUUGCUGCUGGCGAGCGCCAGAUCAUGCCAUACUACACUCGACCCAUCGGAACAGAAUACGAAGAAGUCGCAUUUGCCUACAACAAAGGCAUCAUUACUGAUCUCCUGAAAACCGAGCUUGGCUUCACCGGAAUCGUGUGUUCCGACUGGGGCAUCGUGACCGACACCGAGAUCGCUGGACAAACCAUUCCUGCCCAAGCAUGGGGCCUGGAAAGCCUUGGCGAACUCGAGCGUGUGGCACGUAUCUUGAACGCCGGCGUGGACCAGCUUGGUGGCGAGGAGCGACCUGAGCUUAUCAUUCAGCUCGUCGAAGAGGGUAACAUCACAGAAGAGCGUGUCGAACAGAGCGCCCGCCGCCUUCUGCGCGAGAAAUUUGUUCUUGGACUUUUCGAUAAUCCAUUCGUUACUGUUGAGCGCGCCAACGAGAUUGUCGGCAACGACGAAUAUGUUCAGCUUGGUCUCGCUGCUCAGCGAGCCUCGCUUACGCUUCUCACCAACGAAGAUGAGAUUCUGCCACUCAAGGACGAGUGGGCUGGCAAGAAGGUCUACAUCGAGGGUUUCCCUGAGGUCUAUCUUGAAGGCCGCGGGCUUGAAGUCGUCGAAGACGUCAACGACGCUGACCUGGCCAUCCUCCGCCUCAUCGCCCCCAGCGAACCACGCGAAGGCGGUUGCUCCCAGCUCUACGCUGCUGGCUCACUGGAAUUCAAUGCUACAGAACAAGCUCGACAGGCGGCAAUCUACGAAGCUGUGCCAACAAUUGUGGAUAUCACUCUCGAACGCCCAGCGGCAAUUCCAGAGAUCAUCGAACAAGCUGCAGCUGUGCUUGGAAGCUACGGAUCUGGACCCCAGGCCCUGCUUGAUGUGCUCUUCGGCGUCAAUGGUGCUGAACCGAGAGGACGCCUGCCAUUCGAUUUGCCUCGAAGCACGGAGGCAGUCGAUGAGAGUGCAGAAGACGUGCCAUUCGAUACACGCAAUCCUGUGUUCACGUUUGGACACGGAUUGACGUAUGGAAGUGCGAUCGAUGAUGUUUGGACGUACGGCGUGGCAUAG
Molecule: messenger RNA, 1881 nt
Organism: Cercospora beticola
Lineage: Eukaryota; Fungi; Ascomycota; Dothideomycetes; Mycosphaerellales; Mycosphaerellaceae
Product: glycoside hydrolase family 3 protein
Biological process (GO): glucan catabolic process
Molecular function (GO): beta-glucosidase activity
Source: RefSeq, a predicted model, not a curated record